AUGGUCGGACAAGCGUUGACUUCCGUGGCCAUCGUUGGUGGUGGACCCGGAGGAUUGGGAACUGCGAUUGCUCUCUCGGAAUUACCCUUCCUGAAGGUGACUCUGUAUGAGAAAAACACAGAGCCCCGGGAAGCUGGCGCAGGCAUCAGCUUGACCACAAAUGCAUGGAGAGUUCUAGAUUUACUUGGUGCUAGUGAUGGAGUCAAGGGAGGUUCUAAAUCCAACACACACCAAAGAAACGCCUACACUGGAAAGGUUUUGAGCAUCAGUCCUCGUCCAGAAAACUCGUCCGCAGGUGACCGCGGAUCAAUCCGUGCUCGCAGAACCCGACUGCAGUCAGCUCUCUUAUCAAGAGUACCCGAAGGCGUGAUCCAAUUUGGCAAAAAGGUCGUAUCUUUGGAAAAUCUUCCGGGCCAGGGAGUUGUCUUGGGUUUCCAGGAUCACACGGAGGUGAUCGCGGACAUUGUUGUUGGGGCGGACGGGAUACACUCUGUUGUCCGUAGGGCCCUAUUGCCUGAUCAUCAGCUUCACUUCACAGGCAACUCUGCAUUCCGUGUUCUGGUUCCGAAAUCCCAUCUGGCACAUAUCCCGGAUAUCACGACUACAUCGUCAUGGUGGUGGGGUGAAGCUGGACAUGUAUAUCUCUCCGAUGUAGAUGAUGAGGAAGAGACCAAAGAUCCCCUUUUUGAGAUUACCGUCCGAUCCUAUAGUGAGCCUGAAGUGUCUGGGAAGACGGUCUUUUGGGGUAUUCCUGCAACCAACGAGAAAGUGGGAUCGCGUGUUGAGACAUUUGAUCAGAGGAUAAGAGACGCAGUCAGCGCGGUGACUGAAGGAGAAUGGAGGGAGUUUGCGACAUUCGCUGGGCCGCGUCUGAACAAAAUCACCGACUGGGAUAAAGUCGCCCUUAUCGGAGAUGCCAGUCACCCUCUUUCUGGAGCGUUUGGCUCUGGGGCGACGUUUGCCAUGGAGGAUGGUUGGAUCCUCGCGCGAGCGCUUGAGCUUACACGGUUUGCUCCUCGUCCUGUACAGGACGCUCUGGGGAUCUUUGAGCGGAUUCGGUCUCCGUACUAUACCAAAAUGUAUCAGCAUCUAGACGAAAUACGUGACAAAACGCAACAACUCUUAGCAGAAGAGAAGGAUUUUAAUGUCAUUCUGCAAGCCAAAAUCGACACUUUCCUCUAUGGAGACAAGGAUUUCAUUUAUCAAAACGACAUCAAGAAAGUCUGGGAAGACUUUCUUGCGACAGAUCAGACAGUGUUGUAA
Molecule: messenger RNA, 1263 nt
Organism: Penicillium robsamsonii
Lineage: Eukaryota; Fungi; Ascomycota; Eurotiomycetes; Eurotiales; Aspergillaceae
Product: Monooxygenase FAD-binding
Exons: 6
Coding region: 1-1263 (420 amino acids)
Biological process (GO): secondary metabolite biosynthetic process
Molecular function (GO): FAD binding
Source: RefSeq, a predicted model, not a curated record